AAACAAAAAGGAAAAACGGAGACAGGCAAAGAAAAAAAAAUCGUCUUCGUAGCAAUCGAUUCCGGAUCGCGCUCGGGUACGAUAUUAGUUUUCCAAGUCCGGCCCUCAAAUUGGAUGGCUCAGAACUUUUCGAAUCGGUUGAAAUCGAAUAUCAGAAUGUAGUUUACGAGUUCAUGCAGUUGAAUACGGUGAAAAAAGUGGUUCGAAUCGGUGCAAAGGCCGCGAUUUUUCAGUACAGAAAUUCAAACGGUGUUUUCUCUCUUGUGUGCUGUUUACCCUGUGGAGAAGGACAAGCGCGGGCGGAACUGCUGGGGGAAGUGCCAGAAGAACAAGUGUCCACCGUUUGUCUUGUCGCCUUUCCUUGUGAUCGCAGAGGAAAAUAAUGGAAUACAUCACUGGCCACUGAGUGAAAGGGGUAAAAAUGAUGAUGGAGCCGUGUGCGACAAACUUAUUUUCCGAGUUCCUGCUCAGUGCAACGCAGAUUAGAAGUAAAAGCAUAAAAUGACGGAUUCGAGCUUGGACAAGUUUGCAGGUCGACGUUCAUUCCAAUGAGACAAGAAUCUUAAUUAGGUCCGGUGAAGCUGUAGUGAGACCGAUCCGUGAAAUAGUGUCAAAACCACAGAAGAGGCAGCAUCAACGAAAAACGAAUCAUGAUGGAUGAGGAUGCUCUGAUUGCUCGUGCCAAAGAGGAACGAGCCAAAAUAUUCCAGCGGUACGACCUAGGUCGUGAACAGGGCGCCGAAAUCGAUGCCUGGGAGGAUCCUGCAUUCGAAGUGUAUCAUCAAACCGAUCGGUAUGGAUUCAUCCAUGAUAAACGAUUACCACAGAAGCACGAUCCACACGAGACCAAAGCCAACGAGAUCGAAAUGGAGCGGGUCAAAAAGUGGCUCAAGAUGACCAAGAAAAAGGAUCAAUCCAUAUACGAGCAGCCGAAGUUGCACAAACGGGUCUACAAAGGCAUUCCAGAUAGUUUACGACACACGGUGUGGAGUAGGCUGCUGAAUCUAGGGAAGGUCAUGGAGGACGCCAAGAACCGCAACAAAUAUCAAGAAAUGCUGACGUUGGCUCGGACCUGGAGCACCGAAGCAAGGCAAAUCGAUUCGGACGUUAAUCGACAGUUCCGGGAGCACGUAUUCUAUCGGGAGAGGUACAGCGUGAAGCAGAAAAGUCUUUUCAACGUGCUGGUUGCGUAUAGUAUGUACAAUACGGAGGUUGGGUACUGUCAGGGAAUGUCCGGCCUUGCAGGAUUGUUACUUAUGUACAUGGAUGAAGAAGAGGCAUUUUGGGCAUUGAGCAUACUGCUGUCAGAUAGGAAGUAUGCUAUGCAUGGUCUCUUCAUAGAGGGCUUCCCCAAGCUGACACGCUUUCUUGCACACCAUGACAAAAUCAUAGCCAAAUUUAUACCAAAGCUGAAAAAACACUUUGACCAGUACAAUCUGGACUCAAUACUCUACUCGUUGAAAUGGUUCUUUGUUGUGUUUAUCGAAAGGAUACCGUUUAGCCUAUGUUUACGCGUUUGGGAUGUGUAUCUCCUGGACGGCGAGAAAGUUGUUACUGCCAUGGCGUACACCAUAUUACGUUUGCAUAAAACUAAGAUCUUGAAGCUCAAAGACAUGGAUUUAAUUGUGCAAUAUAUACAGACUAAACUGCACCUUGAUUUCGGUUACGACGAUGACUUCGUCAUCCAAACGUUGGAAAAGUGUAUGGACGAGUUGCGAAAAGCGGGCUUGGAACUACCGCCGCCGGCCAGCGAAAUAGAACUGCCCAAAAAGCCAUUUGGAGUGUUUGAGGAACCAACUGUUGAGGCUAAGAUUGGACGUCGGAAGAAAGAGUUUUCCGAAACGGAGAAAGAAGUCACAGAGACUGUGAAAACGAAACGUGAAAUUACUGCCCAAGAGGUUUCUGCCCUUAAUCAAGCCACUGCAAUAGGAAGUGGUUCCAAUACUCCGCUCAAUACCGCUAAUGUACCCGAAUCGGAAGACGGUGGCUCGCUGCUGGGCAGCUCGAGAAAAUCCUUGGCUGACACGUCGGUCACAUCCACAGCCGAUUUGAGUGUCCUUUCCGGUGGCCAGAGUCAACGUUCCCACAAUGCAUUCGAACUGUGCUAUGAGGAUCAUCCCAAGAUGAUCGAAAGCACCGGUGAUGGCGACGGAGAGAGCAGUCCUGGAUUACGGAAACGAGCGAUUAUUCUCUCGGCAAAACAGAAACCAACCGCCAAGGGCCCAACGUCCGCCAUCGGUUCAAUGAGUGUGGUAGCUCGCAGCCCUUCGGCUCAACCAACGCCCCGGGCAAUGUCGCCUCAGGACGUUGUACGCAUUUACGUUCCGCCUGCUCCUCCGGAAGAACUGCAGAAAAAUACAUCCCAUUCAGCGUCGACCAGCACGGUCGUGCCCUCAACAGUCGCAAAGAAGGAUUCCUUCAGCAAAAAUGCAAACCGUUACUCUAAUGGAUCAAACUAUUCCGGUGCCGGUACGCCGAUCGUGGUAAGUCGUAUGAGUAAUUACAACGAUGAAGACGAGGAUGAUUCGAAAACUAGGCGCAAUAGCGAAAUUGAGUUGUAUCAGCCGACAUAUAGUAGUGGUAGGUUCGAGUAUGGAAGCGACUAUGGAACUACGUCAUCCAUUCAGAAUUAUGCCGUUAAUGGGAGGUCUACGUCCAGUUCACGGCGUGGGAGCAUGUCGAGAAAAUCUCCGGCGCCAAUGCUGGAUGGGGAGUUUAUAAUCGAGUGUAGUCACCUAAAAGGACGGAAAUAUGUUCCAGAUCACCAUACAAGUCAUACUAGCUUGAAUCAGACUAGUGGGGUACGGAUGAGAAAUGGAUCUGAGAAUAACAUACAUAGAAUGACAUCAUUUGAGGAACUCGCUAAAAAUAAGUGUUUAGGAGGUAGCAGUAGCAGUUUAUUGAAAAAUAUCAAUGAUGAUUACAUUAUUCGACAAAUGGUACGAGCGAAAGGGAACAGAAUGACGAAAAGUGAAAUUUAUGAAACAGUGGAUAGCAGCGAAAGCGGAAGCAACGAUCGAUAUGAAAUGUAUGCAUCGAUCAAUUCACAAAAGAUUUCUAGGGGGCAUAAAAGCGAUUAUAACAUACAGUAUAAGAAUCUAUCGACUAGAAGCAUUAUUGGGGACGGACAAGGCCAAGACUACAACAGCAUCGAGUAUAAGACAUUCAAAACUCGACAGAGUAGUCGAGAAAGUGGCAACGAUAGCAGUCCGUUCGAUUACGACUUGUUGCCUGAUAACCGGCAUGAAAAUAACGCACUUAGAGAUUACAAUAGAUUUUUCAACAAUGAAGAUGACGAUGAAGACAAGUUAUUGAAUAAAUCCUCAGAUGAGUCUUCCACUAGUCCUCCGCCCAACAAGCAGGUGCAAUACGUUCAAAAUAACUCCUCGUUCGUGAAUAGCCCAAGUAACGAAACUGCUCCACUUUUAUCUCCGACCUCCACAGGCCGUAAAACGUCCGUCCCAAAUCAAAACUCCUCCAUCCCGGUGAGCAGUAAUGCAAACCGCAACAAAUAUUCCACGGAAUCAUUCCGGCUCGAUUUAUCCUCUCCACUGACAUCAUCGAACCGAAGAAACACCAACGAAUCAACUUCUUCUGCAGCCUCCUCGGCUAUGGCCGCAAGACAACAAUAUCAACAGCAACAAUCUCGCAUUCCAAUCAUAAAAUCUCCGACAUCACCACCUACUUCUAAUCAAGGUUCCUUGAGAAAACCUCAAAAGUCAAGAAUUCCAACAUCACACCAAGCGGUCACAUCACCUCUAUCCCCCACUGGAUCCAGCAGCCAUGCAAACGGUCGCAACAUCGCCGGGAGUCGAAUACCAGCUGGUCCAUUCUCUCCCGUCCUUCCCGGACAACCGCAGCGAAGUCCGUACGAUUUGAGCUUGGGACGUUCACGCAUCGGAUCAUCCAGUUCUGCGCACCAAAUUCAGCAGCCAACCGAUUCGAACAAAAUUCGAAUCAAGGUAAACCAAUCGCAGUCCUACAGCUCCGGUUAGGAAACAAAAUCAACGCCAGUGACUGUAGCCUGCUUCUUGGUCGAAUAAUAACCGUGUAUCUCAGACGCUUUCUCUUUCUCUCUAGAUAUCUUACAUUCCAGCUUUUAGAGCUUAGAGAUGAUUUUAAACUGAUUUAUCUUUUGUCGAACGUCUAGAAGCAAAGCUUACAAAAUUUCCACAUCGUUCAUCGAAUAUCAAAUCUGUUCUAAAUUAGACACACAUGAAUUACAAAUUCGGUAAUUUUAAUACGUUUUAACAAACUAAUUUGGGACUAAGUACCCGAAUAAUUCACAUUAACGUGCAUUUAUGUUGCUUAGGGAGCAAAGCGCUAACAAAAAAUACCGUAUAUGGCAAUACAACCGUAGGUUAACCCGCGUAAAACUUGAAUCUAAUAGCUGCACUGGUACCAAGACCAGUAACAUUACCUGAAGCAAUCUCUAAUAUUGAAAUUGAUCUUGUUUGGUUAUGACUAUGGCUGCGGCGUUAGUGUAAGGUAGAGCAUUCCGUAAAUUUAAACACCAAACAAACCUGUUCACGUUGUUAUACGCGACUAAGACAUCGUUUCAAUAAUGGUAUUAUUCUAACAAUCGCCCCUUGUUGUGCAUAAUCUGCUACUGCAGCAAGUAACAAUCGGUAAUCAGUUGAAACUAAUACGUUUUUAUUUCUACCAGAACCUACCACCGUAAAGUGCCGUGAUUCAAUGCAACUAAUACUCAAAUUUUGCACAUUUUAAUUUUUUUUAAUAAAUUUAAAUUAUAGUGCUACUUUUUAAUUAAACUAUGAUUUAUCAUCAU
Aedes aegypti (yellow fever mosquito) is the source of this 4789-nucleotide messenger RNA. Its product is annotated as USP6 N-terminal-like protein. The transcript is spliced from 12 exons. The record is from RefSeq and is a predicted model, not a curated record. Lineage: Eukaryota; Metazoa; Arthropoda; Insecta; Diptera; Culicidae. Bases 651 to 3995 code for a protein of 1114 amino acids.